CUGUGUGUCCUGAUAAGUGAGAAAUUUUCGGUUCGAUAGCGAUAAAUCGCGGGGACAAAACAAAUCGCGAAGUUAUGAUGAAUCUUGCCGAUCAGGAGGUGCCUGCCGCGACAACGGAAUUGGCGGGCUUACCCGGAAACGGAUUCGGUAGACUGCCCGAGCCGCUUCAGACGGUGACCAGCGAUUAUUGUCCCAGUAACUACCCGGUGUCUCAAGCCGCGAACAAUGAAAAGCUGCAUACCGGGAGCGAGUUGUUCAUGCCGCAAGGCUACAGGCAAGAAACUUGGUUGCAAGAUGGUAGCAGCUCCGAAACCGAGGACAGCGAGCAAUACGUGCCCGAGUUCCAUCAGAUGUCGAGUGCGAACGUGAAGCAAGAGUCGAGCAAUUGCACGAGAAAUGGCGACAACGGCAAUUAUCAUCCCCAGUAUCAGUCUACCUCGGUACCAGUCGCGCACAGUCAGAACAGUGAUUUCCUCGAAAUCAGCUCGGACCGUUGCUUCGGGAAUCGGAAGAUAAACGGACCGGCUAACAAGAGCACGAAGGACGUCGCCGUGAAGGAAGAACCGACGGACCGAAGCUACGUGGAGCCGCUUCCCAUAACGAACAUAUCAUCCGCAACGUCUCAGGAGAACGCGAGCAACCUAAUUUAUCCACAACGUCAACAGCAGCAGUACGGAAACGUGACGAGGGAUCACAGAGGAUCGUCACCACCGUCCAGUCGGCCAGCUAGCGCUUCUUCUUCAACUUCCCAAUGGCAGUCGACCUUCUCCGUUUCCUCCGAGACCUUUCUAUCGCGACAGGAGAAUUGGAAUUCCGAGGCUUAUGCAAAAAGAAGCAGCACGCCGACUUGGACAGAACUCGGCACGCAGCUAGAUCCCAGGAACUCGUCCUGGGAUCGACAGAACGGCUGUUAUCAGAAAAAAGGUUCGCCUGUUUCGCUCUGGAACCCGGAUCACAUCAACAAGAGGCCGUCGUCGGCGACCGGCGUGUCCGCUUGGAGCGAAGUCGGUUAUCAGCAACAGCGACGUGGUUCCCUACAAUUGUGGCAGUUCCUCGUAGCCUUGCUCGAUGACCCCGCGAAUGCGCCUUGCAUCGCGUGGACCGGACGUGGGAUGGAAUUUAAACUAAUCGAGCCGGAAGAGGUGGCACGAAGAUGGGGCGUCCAGAAGAACAGACCGGCUAUGAAUUACGACAAGUUGAGUCGCUCGUUAAGAUACUAUUAUGAGAAAGGCAUAAUGCAGAAGGUCGCUGGCGAGCGAUACGUGUACAAGUUCGUCUGCGAUCCGGAAGCGCUCUUCAACAUGGCGUACGGUACCGGCGCGUCUUCGGGGAUUAGCGGAGAAGUUCCAAGUGGUGUGGUACGGAGCCAUGCGGUGCCCGGGAAAGGAGCGGGCGGGAACGAAGAUUUGAUGAAGCAUCCCGCCGCGGGGUAUAGCGACGCGGUUUUCGCCAUGUACUCGAAUACCGCCGCAGUAUACGGGCCUUCCAGUCUCCAUCAUUUGCAUCAGUACCUCGGCGGUAACGAGGGCUUCAAAACGCCAUCAAGCAGAUAUCACCCCCAUUACUCCCACCAGUACGGCAGCAAUCACCAUCACCAUCAUCAUCAUUCGACUCCGAGUUACACCGAGACCUUCCUGAACUACAGUCGACUGUCGUCGCACGAGACCGCUUUCGAUUCGAAGGCGCAAGAACCACCCCCGAGGGACUCGUAUACCCAGGAAACAGAGAGUACCAGCAGAGAUCGGGAGCCCGAGUCGAUACCCUAUGACAGCGUGCAGAGAUCGCAAUUACCGGCCCCGGCUGUACCGUCGCAAUCCUCGAUACUGGACGGCGCGGCGAGCUCGAAGCUCGAGCAAGCGCCGUACACAUGUUUAGGCGUUGGAAGCUGCGUCUUCAAAAUGGUGAAAACGAAGUCCGCGGAACAGGAGGAGGGAGGCAUGGGCUUCAAGGACAAGCAGAAAGCGCUGGAUACGCUGAAGAUCUUGGACGGUCGCGAUAUCAGUUAUCAAUAUCACGUAAUCACGAGCUUCAUCAGUCGUGCGAAAAGAACGCUCCAGAUCACGCGACACGAAGAGAAGCUGACGAAUCUGCGCGACGCUCUCAAGAUCUUCGAAGAUUGGUUGACGGAUUAUAAGGAGAAUAAUCGAGGAAAGGAGAACCUCGCGUAUCUGCCGAUCGAAACGAUCAGGGCCUUCCGCGGCCUCGCGAAGAAGUACGAUGUGUGGGACGACGGGUUCUUCAGGGCGUACAAGAACAAGAAGGGCGACUACAAGAGCUUGCGCGAUGUAAAAGUUCCCAACGGAGACACCACAUGGGAUAUCGACAGAAACAGGCGCCUGAAGGAGAUCAUCGGCAGGAUCAAGGACGAGCACGUUCAAUGGUACGAGACGGACGUGGGCGAUUUUCGGGGACUACCGACGAAGGAGCACGCGCGAUGCAUCGCGCUCGGUUACAGUCCCGACCCUACGAAGCUAAAGAAGCUGGCGGCUCAGGCGCGCGAAAAAUUCGGCGAAGACAACGACGACGACAUGGACGUCGAGGAGGAACGAAGGGCGGCUAAAAGAGCUCACGAUAACUCGUCGAGCAGCGAGAGCGACAGCGAUUCGGAGAGGAAGCGCGCGAGACGUUCGUCAGAAGCUGAAGAGAACGAGCGGAACGAAAAAACGGAGAGCACGCUGGGUUUUAAGGACAAGGAGAAAGCCUUGCAAAGUAUCAAGUCCUUGAAGGGCAGAGACGUGUCGUAUCAGUUCCACGCGAUCAGCGGGCUGGUGAAGCGAGCCGGAAGGGUGAUAUCGUGCACGAAGGACGAGCAGAAGAUCAAGAACAUACGGGAAGCUAUCGAGGUCUUUGAAAACUGGAUCACCGACUACAACGUGAACGGCCGAUCGAAAGAGAACUUCAAUUAUCUGACGAUCGACAUCGUGCGGGCCUUUAAGCCUUUGGCCGAGCAAUACGGCGUCGAAGACAACGGCUUCCUCAAGGUCUACGAGGAGGUCGACGGCGAUUACAAGAAACUCAGGUCUGUCCGAUUUCCCGAGUCAGACGUCACGUGGGACGUGAAGAGAAACGAACGCUUACGGGAGCUGGUGGAUCGCAUAAAGGAGAAGCACAUUCAAUGGUACAACACGGACGCCGAAUUCCAAGGUUUGCCCACCGCCGAGCAUACUCGAUGUAUCAUGUGGGGCUUCAGCCACGACGUCGCCAAACUGAAGAAGCUCCUGACCACGUUAAGCGAGAAACUUAAAACCGAACCCGCUGACUAAUGUUGCGAUUUAAUAAUUUGGAUUGCCCUUUUGGAUUGCCGCCGAAUCAUCGUCGGUUUGAAAACCGACACGCUUCCGCGAUGACGCAUACGUAACAGAAGUGAGAAAAAGGAGAAAAGAUUUAUCGUCGCGCAUUAUUAUAUUUUAUUGUAUGUUAUACAU
Temnothorax curvispinosus is the source of this 3425-nucleotide messenger RNA. RefSeq lists its product as uncharacterized. Gene Ontology annotation, biological process: regulation of transcription by RNA polymerase II; cell differentiation. Gene Ontology annotation, cellular component: nucleus. Bases 75 to 3263 code for a protein of 1062 amino acids. The transcript has 12 exons. Gene Ontology annotation, molecular function: sequence-specific DNA binding; DNA-binding transcription factor activity, RNA polymerase II-specific. Lineage: Eukaryota; Metazoa; Arthropoda; Insecta; Hymenoptera; Formicidae. The record is from RefSeq and is a predicted model, not a curated record.